Molecule: messenger RNA, 1032 nt
Organism: Closterium sp. Yama58-4
Lineage: Eukaryota; Viridiplantae; Streptophyta; Zygnematophyceae; Desmidiales; Closteriaceae
Source: the annotation of a GenBank genome assembly
AUGUCGGAGCACCUGCAGGUGAAGCUACGCCAGUACCACACGUACCGCCGCGAGUGCCUCCACCGCGAGCCCCUCGACCAGCUGCGCUCCACCCUGCUGGCCGGCAAGCCCACCGCGUGCCGCUACCUCAUCUACUACCACUCCUCCGACGGCCAGGGCAACCGGCUGCUCUCCCUCGUUUCCUCCUUUGCCUACGCGCUGCUAACCGAUCGGGUCUUCCUUCUCAGCUCUAAGAGUGGCCCUGCUGCUGUGCUGUGUGAACCGUUUGAGCACGGCGAGUCGUGGGUGCUGUUUGGGAGGGAGGAGAAGUUGGAGGAGCAUCACGCGCAAGUGCUGGGGCUGAAGGUGGCCAAGGAGUGGAGGGAGGAGUUAUCAGGCAAUGUGACAGAGGUAUUGGUGGCGUCCCUGAAUGCUGCUCUGGUGCAUAACCUGUCAGAGGCAGUGACAGGCAACAUGAGUGCAGUGAGAGUGAGUGUGGGGCAUGACGUCACACAUGCUGCCAUGGGUGUUAAGUUACCGCCCAUUAACACCACCUCUGCUGCUUCUCCUGCUCUUGCUUCUGCCCUUGCUUCUCCUGCUGCUGCUCCUGCCACGUCUCCUGAAACUCAAAUGCCAGAUGCAAGUGAAGCGACGAAUGCGAGCAACAGCACGUCAUACGACCACGUGCACAUAGUCCGGCUGACGAUCGACGAGAAGCAAAACAACGGCGAUAAAGCCGGUGUCGACAGGGCGAUUGUGGACAUCUACACACUCGCGCUCUUCUCCGAUGCCCUCGUCAUCUCCGAGGUCUCCACCUUCGGCUACCUCUGCGCCUCGCUCUUCGGCGUGCCCCGCACCACCUUCAUCAGUGCCAUGUGCAAGCGAGCGCCGCCCGAGCCGUGCCUGCACUUCCCACCGGGGAACGAGCGCUGCCCGGAUGGGCAGGCGCAAGAGCUGGAGCAGGUGUUGGCUCAGGACCCGCAUGUGCCGCUCAUGCACUGCGUGGAUGUGAGCAAUGGGCUCACAUUGAAGCCCCUCCAAGGGUGGGAGUAA